AUGCAUGCGACCGUGUCGGAUAAAGUGAUCCUGGCCACAGCAGUCAUCAAAAUAAAGACGAAUUCAGGCGAUUUCGUCUUAGCCCGAGCUUUGCUGGACUCUGGGUCACAAAUUAAUUUUGUGACUGAGGAACUAGCUCAGCGGCUGCAUUUGCGUAGAGAAGACUCGUGCAUCAGCUUGCUUGGCAUUGGUUAUCAGCCAGAUCACACUGUAAAUGUCAGUGGCUGGAAGAUACCUGACAAUAUUCAGCUAGCGGAUCCCUAUUUCUUCAAACCGCAGAAAAUUGAUCUUCUUAUCGGCGCUGAAACAUUCUUUGAUCUAUUGUCCGUUGGCCAAAUCAAGCAAGGUCCAGAGUGUCCAAUCCUCCAAAAGACAAGCCUUGGGUGGAUUGUCUCGGGGCGGUACACUCCUGGUGAAAAAUCUCACCAGAAGAUGACUGUCAAUCUGAGCUAUCAGGAAGAAAGUUUGAGCUCGAUUGACAAGACCUUGCUGAAGUUUUGGACUGUCGAAGAUGUGCGCUCUCCCUCCAAAGUCCUUUCCGCUGAACAACAAGGUUGUGAAGAUCAUUUCACAAAUAAUGUGAAAAGAUUGCCGUCUGGUCGUUUCGAAGUAGAAGUAAUGCAAGAUUUCGAAUUCAGAGACGAUAUAGAAAGGGUUCGUAAGAGUACACGUGUGAGCUCGAGUCUACAACGACUCAAUCCUUUCAUACAUGAGUUUGUUGGUCGAAGAGGAUGUCCGAGCCGAGUCCAUUGCGACAACGCGACGAACUUCGUCGGAGCAAGUCGCCAUCUGGAGGAGCUAAGGAGGCGAGUCGAGGCCGAGGAGAACGCAGUUCGCGACUUCGCAUCAAGAAGCGGAUGCGAAUUUGCGUUCAUACCGCCGAGGGCUCCUCACUUCGGAGGACUAUGGGAGGCAGGUGUGAAGUCUGCAAAGCACCUACUCCUACGGACGGUGGGCAACGCCCUGCUCACGCUCGAGGAGCUGCAGACAGUGGUCGUGGCGGUCGAGGCGGUGCUCAACUCCCGCCCGCUAGGAGCCGUAAGCCAAGACCCCAACGACGGCGAGGCGCUAACCCCCGGGCAUCUACUGGUGGGCGGACCACUGGUGGCACCGGCAGCAUCGCGGACCCCGGGCCAGGAGGGUCUGAGUUGCUUAAGGCGAUGGCGAGCUGUCUCGUCGCUCAAGCGAGCGUUCUGGCAGCGAUGGUCCCGGGAGUAUGUGCUCGGCCUGCAGGCACGGGCCAAGUGGGACCAGUUGCAGCCGAAUCUGCAAGUCGGAGAGCUCGUCGUCGUCGCAGAAGACAACCAGCCGCCGAUGCAGUGGAUGGUGGGUCGAGUCGUGGCGGUGUAUCUAGGAGCGGACGGGGCGGUGCGCGUCGCAGACGUGCGAACCAGCACAGGAGGGCUGUUUAAACGGCCAAUACACAAAUUGGCGCCUCUGCCAAUCGGAUGA
This is a messenger RNA of Drosophila sulfurigaster albostrigata, 1452 nucleotides long. RefSeq lists its product as uncharacterized. The coding region runs from base 1 to 1452 and encodes 483 amino acids. The record is from RefSeq and is a predicted model, not a curated record. The transcript has 3 exons. Gene Ontology annotation, biological process: DNA integration. NCBI's taxonomy places the organism in Eukaryota, Metazoa, Arthropoda, Insecta, Diptera, Drosophilidae. Gene Ontology annotation, molecular function: nucleic acid binding.